UUCUCAUUGGCAAUGGAUAAGUGUAGUGCAGUGAUGUAGAGACUCCAUUUCCCAGGGUGCAUUGCAUGGAAGGGUGGAGAGUGGUUCCUCCUAGGUGAAGAUGGCGGCUCCCUUAACACUUGUCUUAAUUUUAGCAGUAUCGAUAAGAGCAGUGUUAUUUCGGUCGAGUUUGGCUGCACAAAUUUCGGAAAGGGUUGAAGUUGUAUCUCCUUUAAACUCGUGGAAAAGAGUUGUGGAGGGACUUGCUUUGCUGGAUCUGGGGGUCUCACCAUAUUCGGGGGAUGUGUUUCAUGAAACACCCCUUAUCAUAUACCUCUUUCAUUUCGUGGUGGACUAUUCAGAGAUUGUGUUUAUGAUAGCAGAUGGAAUCACAGCAGUUGCUCUCUAUUUGUCAGUGAAGACCUACAACAAAAAUGUGUUCAGAAAACAGAAGUAUGCCUUGGAAGCAGACAGGUAUCCACAUGACUGUCUGGAACUCAUGCGCUCACCCAAAGAGAUGUUCUAUAUUCCUCUCAAAGUGGCUAUGUUUUACCUGUUGAAUCCCUUCACUAUCCUAUCCUGUGUGGCAAAGUCUACCUGUGGCAUAAACAAUGCCAUCAUUGCAAUUUUCAUCCUCUGCACACUAAAAGGAAGUGCCUUGUUGAGUGCAAUAUUUUUGUCCUUGGCAACUUAUCAGACCAUCUACCCUCUCACAUUGUUUGCUCCCGCCCUUCUUUUUCUGCUACAGAGGUUAUAUAUUCCAGUCAACCCAUGCAGGAGUAGUUUUUGGAUUUACACCCUGCAAUAUGCCUUCAUGUUUGUUGGAAGUCUGGUUGUCAUUGUCUGCCUCUCUUUCUUUUUACUUGGAUCUUGGGACUUCAUUCCUUCAGUCUAUGGAUUCAUCCUCUCAGUACCAGAUCUUACUCCAAAUAUCGGCCUCUUCUGGUAUUUCUUUGCUGAGAUGUUUGAACACUUUCGAUUCUUCUUCAUCUGUGUCUUUCAAAUUAACAUCUUCCUGUACACCAUCCCACUUUCUAUCAAACUCAAAGAACAUCCAGUAUUUCUCAUCUUCAUGCAGAUUGCUAUUAUCUCCAUUUUCAAAUCAUACCCCACUGUAGGAGACAUAGCACUCUAUAUGGCCUUCCUGCCUGCCUGGAGCCACCUUUACAGAUUCCUGAGGAACAUCUUCCUGGUUUCCUGCAUUUUGUUAGCAUGUUCAGUCCUCUUUCCUGUGCUCUGGCAUCUUUGGAUCUAUGCUGGCAGCGCCAACUCAAAUUUCUACUAUGCCAUCACAUUGUUAUUCAAUGUUGGACAGAUCCUUCUCAUAUCGGAUUACUUCUACGCAUACUUGCGUCGGGAACAUCACCUGAGCCAGGGGCUGUACCUGCAGAGAAAAGAUGGGAGCGAAGCCACACUGGUGUUAAAAUAAUUGUUCAAAAAGUUGUACUUACCUCUUCUCUUUCUCCACCCUUCCUUGACCUCUUUUUUCGUUUUUUGCUGUCUACCCAACUUUUAUUUUAUUAUCAUUAAUCUGUAACGAAGAAAAUAAUGAAAUAAUGUACUACUAUUAAUAAUAAUGCAUUACAGUUUUCGUUCACCCACUGAGCCUGGGAUACUACAAUUCUCUAAAUCCCUAAUGCACAGUGUUAAAGUCAGUUUAAAUCCAAAUAAUCAAAUCAGUUACAGGGCUAUAUACUCAUUUAUCUUUCAGUUGCAUCAUUCCAGUUGGUAGAAUUUACCACCAUAAGUCAUAAUGUAUUUCUAACUAUAGACUGCACCUAUAUUUGUUUAAGAUUACAGUGUUCUAGUCAUCCUGGUUCUGUCACCAACAAAACACCCUAAUCUUUAUUUUCUUACAAAGUAACUUUCUAACAAACUAACUUCAACAAGUGCAUAUAUACUGAGUAAUACAAUGACACCUUUUUAUUGUAAGGAAUAGCCUUUCAAUGUUUUCCUUCUAAGCUAUCGCAGAACAAAGUCCUCAAACCCCUCAAGCCCUAAGUUUUGUGUACUACUGUACUAUUUACAUUCUUUUAGGUUGUUUUAAGGGGGAGUUUGAAACAUAAGGGAUGCAGAGGGGGUUUGACACAAGAGGGAUGUUUUCUAAGGAAUACAUGAAAAAAUGGCAUGCAAAUAAAGAAUAGUUCUUUAAUAA
This is a messenger RNA of Silurus meridionalis, 2134 nucleotides long. It is a transcript of the gene pigu, whose product is annotated as phosphatidylinositol glycan anchor biosynthesis, class U. The record is from RefSeq and is a predicted model, not a curated record. The transcript has 12 exons. Gene Ontology annotation, biological process: attachment of GPI anchor to protein; protein localization to cell surface. The coding region runs from base 101 to 1408 and encodes 435 amino acids. Lineage: Eukaryota; Metazoa; Chordata; Actinopteri; Siluriformes; Siluridae. Gene Ontology annotation, cellular component: GPI-anchor transamidase complex; membrane.